CGCGUUCUCACUGGACUUCACGAGUGGUUUUGAUGGUGUUUGAGGGUUAUAAACCGCUCUGUGCAGGUUUUACAGCUAUACAAGAAGGAAUGCAAAAAAUCUUGCAAGGAGCGAUUCUUGUGGCAGAAGCAGGGCAAAACUGCCUUGUAAGAAGCUCUUGCAAGCGCAGUGGCACCAGUAUCACCUGCAAAUGAAGGAAGGAAGGUCAGCAAGUUUUGUGAGGCUAGAGGGGGAUCCACCAUAUUUCGGCGCCACAACUAUAGCACCACACCACAGGGGGCAAGAAGAUCCCCUUGCUUUUCUCAUGAAGACAUAGUGGCA
Messenger RNA from Geodia barretti, 321 nucleotides. NCBI's taxonomy places the organism in Eukaryota, Metazoa, Porifera, Demospongiae, Tetractinellida, Geodiidae. The record is from the annotation of a GenBank genome assembly.